ACUUAACCUUUUUGACAUAGGUUUUAGUUUUGGAUGGCUAUUGAAAUAAGCACAUGACAACACACAUCGAUACAAAUAAAGACUGUAGAUACUCGAGGAGAUGGAGCAGCAGAGUGAAGUGAAUCCCAAGCGGGUGGCCGCCUUCUUUCGGAGAAGCAACUUGGGACCUGUGUGCCGGGUGCAGUCCACCUCGGACAUGGAAGCCUGGCUAGCCUCAAGUGCGUACUUCACACUGAUCACAUACUUGAACAAUGUGAGCACCGAGAUACAGGGUAUCCGGAACACGGACUGGUUUCCGAUUAGCCAGAACAUCAGGCGACUGACGGCCAUAUUCGACAAGUUGGACGCCAUGAUUGUGGCCAAUCCUCCGGCGCCUGUCGUUCCAGGUGCUACCUUGGAUCCAGGAAACAAGGGCUACAGACGCUGGGCGCACAGCAUGCUAAGGGACAUAUACCAGCUGGUGGAGAAGGCGGUGCCUAGCGGCAAGUGCAGGCACGUGAACGAGCUUGGAGUGUAUCUAUCGGGCUCCUUUGGCAGCUCAACAAAAAUCGAGUACGGAACCGGGCACGAGCUGAGCUUCCUGUUCUUCGUGUGCGCCCUUUUCAAGGCGGAGAUCCUCAAUCAGGAGGAAGACCUGGCAGCCUCGGCUCUGGUUCUCUUCGAUCGCUAUCUGCAGUUCGUGCGCCGUCUUCAGGUGACCUAUUCGGUGAACUCGUCCAACUGGCAUGGCGGAUACUCGCUGGAUAAAUUCCAGUUUGUGCCAUUCAUUCUGGGAUUCGCACAGUUGUGCUACGAGGCGCCUUUCUCCCCACAGAAAAUGCUGAACGAGGACACCAUUGCCGAGUACAGGAAGGCGUAUAUGCUGAUCAAUUGCGUGGGUCACAUGGCGGCCACCAACAUCGGCACCUUUGCCCGCCACUCCAGCCAACUGUGGAGUCUGGCCGCCCUGUCCUCGUGGUCGAAGAUCCAUCGCAGUCUGAUGUUCAUGUACAUGGAGGAAAUCCUCCUGGACGUUGACAACCUGAAUGCCCUGCGGUUCGGGGAACUGAUGUCCUUUGAGGAGGAGAAAUCUGGCCUGCAUCUAGGCAACGCUCGUAUGGGAGUGAAGUCACCGCUACGCCGCCAGCUGGCGGAGGAUCAGGACGACCAGGAUCAGGAACAAGAUGUGACAUCUAGAAGCGGCACUCCCUCCAUUUCCAGGUCGGAAAACAACGUAUUCGUUGCCAGGAAGAAACCCAGAGUGGAGGAGCCCUUUAGCGACGGCCUUUCUAAUAGUGGACUUUCCCAGGGCAGCGAAUGCUCUUCACUCAGCGGCGUGAGUGUCCAUCUGCCCACUUGGUUGGAUGAUUGUCCGGGCUGCAGCAAGAGCGCGUUUUAAAAUUAGGGUUUUGUGAAUCGUGUUAUAUCUAAGUGUCUAAAUUCAAAUGCUCUAUCAAAGUCAAUUGCUCAUUGGCAUGUAAAACUAAAACAUGUAAUGAAUAAACAUGCAUUUAUCCAAUA
Drosophila yakuba is the source of this 1500-nucleotide messenger RNA. Its product is annotated as serine/threonine-protein phosphatase 2A activator. Gene Ontology annotation, molecular function: peptidyl-prolyl cis-trans isomerase activity; protein tyrosine phosphatase activator activity. The record is from RefSeq and is a predicted model, not a curated record. The transcript has a single exon. NCBI's taxonomy places the organism in Eukaryota, Metazoa, Arthropoda, Insecta, Diptera, Drosophilidae. Gene Ontology annotation, cellular component: protein phosphatase type 2A complex; cytoplasm; nucleus. Gene Ontology annotation, biological process: mitotic spindle organization. The coding region runs from base 101 to 1378 and encodes 425 amino acids.